UUCAUCGUUUCAUUCCUUUUCGUUUCAUUUAUUUAUGGAAAAAUAUAGUGAUAGAUAAAAAGAGAAAGAGAGAGAAAGAACGAAAUAAAGUGAGAUACAUAGAUAGAUAAAUAGAUAAAUAGAAAAUAUCUCAAGCGAGUAUGCGUUUUGUAAUACAAAUAGAUGAAAAACUAAGGAAUAAUCAAUCGAGAAGACGUUAGUGCUCGCAAAAUUUCCAUUUAUCAUAUCUCGUCAACUCGACGACGGUGGCGCAAAAUAGCGGUGAUAUUAAAAUAUAAAACGGGUGGUGUGUUUUAACGCGACUUUUACAAGUAAGUGUACUCUAAUCUUUGUUUUCGCUGUUCGAUGACAACUAUAUACAUUAUUAACAACAAGAGACACGCUGUACAUUACAAAAUCGUAGAUUAAAAAUUAUUACGAAAUACAAUAUAUCGCGCGCGCGCGCGCGCGCUAUGAUCGGAUGCAUUGUCGUUGUGACAUCUUGAAGAAAAAGAAAAAGAGAAAAUAAGUGUCUCGUGCAGAUAUGCACCUACAGGAUUAUCUCGUCGUAGAAGGCAAGAACGGGGAAAACGCGAGGCAACAACGUGUUUAUUCGAUCAACAGGAUCGAUCAAGAAGAAUAUCUUCUUGAUUCGUCGUCUCCAUUGAUAAGAUCUACGAUGAACGUUAUUGGAAGCACACGAGAAUCUUGUUGGACCACUAUUAGUACUACUACUACUACUACUACGACUACUACUAAUGCUACUGCUACUACUAAUCAUCAUUCCUCGCAAGUGGAUAAUAAUAUUGGAUCAUCCUCGCCAUUUUUAUCUAAUUCCGUUAAUUCUUGCAAUAAGAAAAAUGAUUGGGAAGAAUUAUCCGUUGCGAUACAAUAUUCCGAUCAACGUUCGGACUCAUUGAGCAAUAACAAUAGUAACGAAGUAAACAAUUGGGCCAACGAGAUUACGAGAAAUGGUGAUUAUUAUGAAGACAAAACUAAUGGAAGGCAAAGAUUGCCAUCGGUGGGAACGGCAUUCUCAUUUUCACGAGCUUUCGUAUAUCCUGAUUAUCAGGAUUAUCAGGAUUAUCAAGAGACAACAAGCACGAAUUUAAUUAACUCGAUCAGUCCACAUCAUCAGAACGAAGAGUUUCAAGAAUUUGGUAACGCCAUGCAAAUUGCUACAAAUGAAUUUGAUUUGAGUUUGAUCCGAGGUGAUCCAACUUCUUUGCUGGCCAACGUUGAUUCAUCGUCAUCUUCGGCUUCAACUUAUUUGGAAGAAUUACAAGAUCCGUUUCAAAACGUUGAUGGGCUUUGUUAUGCUGUUGGUCAUUUGGUGUCUUCGCAAUCGAGUACGUUGUCCUCGGCGAACUUUAAUCAGGAAAAUGUGGUUAAAGAAAAUUUUGGUAAUCAGGUGGUCUUACCGCAAAACGAAGGAUUGCUUCUUGCCGAUCAACGUGUACCAAGAUCUGACGUAAUAUCGAAGAACGAAGUUAACGACAGAUCAUCCUACGAUCGUGGGACUUUGGUAGAAGAAAAUAAUUUUACGUCGACUUACCAAUGUCGAUGGAUAGAUUGUGGAAGUGCAUUUACGGAACAAGAAAGUCUCGUGAGACAUAUAGAGAGGCGGCACGUAGAAUCAUCCUCUUCUAACGCACAUGGUCACGGACGACGUGUACAGAGGGACAGAGACAAGGAAAAGGACAGAGACGGUGACAAUUCAUUCUUAGGACAAACGAGUGCAGCGACAACUGGUCAAGAUGAAUUUGCUUGUCUUUGGCAAGGUUGUCCUCGUGCUAGACCAUUCAACGCUAGGUACAAAUUACUCAUACAUAUGCGAGUGCACAGUGGGGAGAAGCCAAAUAAAUGUCCUUUUGCUGGUUGUAAAAAAGCAUUUUCUCGACUUGAAAAUUUGAAAAUUCAUCAAAGAUCGCAUACUGGCGAGAAACCUUACGCGUGUCAGCAUCGUGGUUGCUCGAAAGCUUUCAGUAAUAGUAGCGAUCGAGCUAAACAUCAGAGGACUCAUUAUGAUACGAAACCUUACGCUUGUCAAGUAAGUGGAUGUGGUAAACGUUACACGGAUCCAUCGAGUUUAAGAAAACAUGCAAAAAAUCACGCGGAACCAACAACCCCAUUAUUGACAUUACCAACGACCACGUUGGAUAAUAAAAUAUCUAUUGGUUAUAAUAAUUCAUCGAACGCAAUUACGGAACAUCGUAAAGAGACAACGUUUGACGUAGCAAAAGUACAUCAAAUACGACAAGCAAGCAGUUCGCCAAUCUCAACAAAUUACAGAUCAUUCAAAAAUUCGGAAUCUUGUCGAGAUGAUGACAUUGAUUUACUUUAUACUAAUUUGUACGAAAGUGAAAGAAUACCUUCCGUUUCUUUUGAUAGCAAUCAUCAAGAAUAUGUGCCGAUAGAAUACAUGAAACGUUUUCUCAUCGAAGACAUAAAUAAUACUCAAAAUGAUUGUAACAAUACUGGCGGAUAUGGUACGAUCGACUACGUUCCUGAUUUUCAAGAACUUGGUUCUGACAUAGAACAAGAAUUUCUUGAAUUGAGUAAUCUCAACGAUACCGUAUUUAUCGACGUUUAAUGUUUCAUAUUUUAUUUUUUAAUAUAAUUGUAUUUUUUUAUAUUGAUAUAUAUAUAUAUAUAACAAAAGAUCUUUUUAUUUUAUUUUAUUAUUAUUAUUAUUGUUGUAUAAAAGCAAACACGCGUAUUUGCACAAACCCGAUUUCGUGCCGCAUUUACCAAAGACUUUUGUUUUUCUUUUUAUUAUUAUCAUUAUUUUUUAAUAAUAUAAUAGCAGUAGUAAUAGUAUUAAUACUAAUAAUAAUAAUAAUAACGUAUAUAAUUUUUCGUCGUAUAUAUACAAGACGAGAUAAACGUCGCUUUCUCCAGAGAUUCGUUUAUGUAAGUAAUUUGUUCGUACUUUGCACAGCUGUACAAAUUAUAGCUAGAAUAUAGCUGAUAUUUUAAUAUAAUUUUUUAAUCGUUAUCAAAAUGAAUGAAGUUAACCAAGGAAGAAUGAGCUUUUGUGU
Polistes canadensis is the source of this 3020-nucleotide messenger RNA. RefSeq names its product sex-determining transformer protein 1-like. The transcript has 5 exons. The coding region runs from base 524 to 2572 and encodes 682 amino acids. NCBI's taxonomy places the organism in Eukaryota, Metazoa, Arthropoda, Insecta, Hymenoptera, Vespidae. Gene Ontology annotation, molecular function: DNA-binding transcription factor activity, RNA polymerase II-specific; RNA polymerase II cis-regulatory region sequence-specific DNA binding. Gene Ontology annotation, cellular component: nucleus. The record is from RefSeq and is a predicted model, not a curated record. Gene Ontology annotation, biological process: regulation of transcription by RNA polymerase II.